Molecule: messenger RNA, 2161 nt
Organism: Carassius carassius (crucian carp)
Lineage: Eukaryota; Metazoa; Chordata; Actinopteri; Cypriniformes; Cyprinidae
Product: protein-glutamine gamma-glutamyltransferase 5-like
Exons: 13
Coding region: 17-2053 (678 amino acids)
Biological process (GO): peptide cross-linking
Molecular function (GO): protein-glutamine gamma-glutamyltransferase activity
Source: RefSeq, a predicted model, not a curated record
ACCACAACCCUGCAUCAUGGAUGAGUUCAAGGUUCGAACUGUCGACCUGCAACAGGUGCAAAACCAGAUCCGACACAAGACUGAUGGUCUGAGCUCCAGCACUCUGGUUCUGCGGAGAGGACAAGAGUUCACAAUACUAAUGAGCUAUGAAGGGCGGCCAUUCGAUCCAAUGAAGGAAAAUCUGAUCUUCCGAAUUGUUCUAGGUCCACUGUCUGUGGAGGUCCCGGUCACCAGACUCGGACAGCCCUCUCUGAAUCAAUGGAGCGCUGUUCUGGAGAGGAGCUUCCCGAACCCGACCAGACCCCGUGCUCUUUCAGUAUCACUGUUCAGCCCUGCGUCUGCUUCUGUCGGUGUCUACACACUCCAGCUGAGAGUCGAGACCCGUGUGACUGUGAAAACACAUCUGCUCGGCCAGUUCACACUCCUCUGCAACCCCUGGAGCCAAGCUGAUUCAGUGUUCCUGCAGUCUGAGGAUUUAAGGACUGAAUAUGUCAUGAGUGAUAUUGGCCUGCUGUUUAAAGGCAGCUCCGGGAACAUCGUCUCCAGACCCUGGUCAUUUGAUCAGUAUGACGAAGGGAUACUGGACAUCUGUAUGAAAUUACUGCAGUUGAGUCCUCAACAUCAAGCAGAUAUGGGUAAAGAUCUACUGAAUCGCAACAGUCCAGUGUACAUCGGCCGUGUGAUCUCAGCGAUGGUGAACUCUAAUGAUGAUAAAGGGGUAUUAAUGGGAAACUGGUCAGGUGACUUCAAAGAUGGUGUCAACCCUUCAAAGUGGUCUGGCAGUGCAGAUAUUCUCAGGAUGUGGGCAGAAACACAAUUCAGUCCUGUGAAAUACGGACAGUGCUGGGUGUUUGCUGCUGUCAUGUGUACAGUAAUGAGAGCCCUUGGCAUUCCGACUCGAGUCGUCACCAACUUCAACUCCGCUCACGACACAAAUGGAAACAUGGUGAUUGAGGAAUAUUACAGUGAGAUGGGGGAAAAACUGCCCAUCGGAAGAGAUAGCAUCUGGAACUUCCAUGUGUGGGUGGAGAGUUGGAUGAAGAGGCCUGAUCUGGGUCGAGGUUAUGACGGAUGGCAGGUUCUCGACCCCACGCCACAAGAGAGGAGCGCAGAAAUGUUCCGCUGUGGCCCUGCUGCUGUUACAGCCAUUUAUCAAAGGCAGGUGGAUGCGCAGUAUGAUGUGCCGUUCGUUUAUGCUGCAGUGAAUGGGAAUGUGCACACAGUAAUUGUCAGAAAUGGGAAAGUAUUAUCAACCAGCAUUGAUAAAAGCAGAGUUGGAGCUCUGAUCUGCACCAAACAUCCAGGAUCCAUGCGUAUGCAGAACAUCACGUCUGAAUACAAAAAUGAGAUGGUUUUGAAAAAAAAACAUACGUUUUUUUUCCCCAUGUCCUAUCAUGCAGCACCUCAGGGCCUUGCAGUUUCUCUCCAGCUUCUGAAAGCCCCCAUAAUUGGUGAAAACAUUUCUUUCAACAUCAUAAUCACUAACAAAGUUGCUUCUCCGAAACUUCUGAGAAAACAUUUGAACGCUCAGAACAAGGAGUACAACCGCAAUCCCGCUGGAGCCUUCUGGGAGGCUCAUGGCGACAUGAAGAUUGGCCCGAAAGAAACUGUGACUAUGAAACAUGAGAUCUCCUUCAAGGAGUACAUGCGGAAGGAGGCUAUGGAGGAUUCUCUGGUUAACCUGGCUGUGGUUAUUGAGGAUGUGAAGUCCCAAGAGAGAGUGCUGGCUUCAGAAGAGUUCAACAUCCGCAGCCCUGCCCUCAAUAUACAGGUUCAGAAUGAGUAUGUGGUCAUCAACGCGCAGCAAGAGGCCACAGUGACCUUCACCAACCCAUUCAGCACUGCAGUGAGCGGUGAACUGAUUGUAGCCUGUUCAGGACUUCAGGAGAAGGUUCAAAAAAGGCUUAUGAUCCAGCCUCGAGAAACCACGAGGAUGCCCAUUAAUUUCACUCCCAGGAUGGCGGGUGCCAGGAUGCUUUACGCUAGUUUAGUGUUGAUGAAUCCCCCCACCGUCCUGCACGGAUUCAAGGCCAUCAAUGUUCAAGAAUCUUAGAGUCAAACACCUUUAGAAAGAACUGUGAACCCUCAACAUGAAAUACUUUUAAUGCUCCUCUAAUACAUUAUGUGAAUUCUUCUAAAAUACGUAUGUGUCCAACACUUU